Molecule: messenger RNA, 990 nt
Organism: Penicillium vulpinum
Lineage: Eukaryota; Fungi; Ascomycota; Eurotiomycetes; Eurotiales; Aspergillaceae
Exons: 5
Coding region: 1-990 (329 amino acids)
Cellular component (GO): cytoplasm
Source: RefSeq, a predicted model, not a curated record
AUGGUCAAGACUCUUCCUUUCGGCGAUAUCCAGGUCCCAACACCAGGCUUUGGUGCCAUGGGCUUGAGCCAUGGUUUGGGUUCCAAUCUGAGCCUCGAAGAAGCCGAGCCAGUCUUGCUAAAGGCCAUUGAACUGGGAUGCACAUUCUGGGAUACUGCCGUUGUAUACCAAGCCGGCGUGAACGAAAAGCUUUUGGGAGACUUCAUCAGGAAGCACAACGUCCGCGACAAGGUUUUCAUUGCCUCUAAGUGUGGUCUCAGUGUUAUGGGAGGGGGAGAUGGCUCCGUUACGAACUCCGCUUCGCAUAUCAAGGAAUACAUUGAAGGAACCAUUGAGAGACUCGGCUUUACGCCUGAUUUAUACUAUUUGCAUCGGAUUGACCCUAAUACCCCCCUCACAGAGUCCAUUCCGGCUCUUGAUGGAAUUCGCAAGGCGGGGAAGACCAAGUACAUUGGAAUUUCGGAAUGUUCAGCUGCUACACUACGCAAAGCAAACUCAAUCGCCAAGAUCGAUGCUAUCCAAGCCGAAUACUCAGCCUUUGAGACACUUCAUGAGACAGACGGCUUGAUCGAGACAGCAAAGGAGCUGGGCGUGGCCUACGUCGCAUACAGUCCACUAGGACACGGCUGGCUCGUCGAUAACUUCGAUUACAACUCCCCGGAUGACUUUUCCCCUAAUGAUUUCCGCAAAAAUUCUCCCAAAUUCCAAGGUGAGAACUUCUACAAGAAUAAGGCCAUCGUCGAGGAAAUAAAGAAGCUCGCUGUCCGUAAGGGAUGCAAAGUUAGUCAAAUCGCGCUUGCUUGGGUUGCCUCCCAAGGAUUUAUCCCCAUUCCGGGAACAACCAAGGCAACCCGCCUAGAGGAGAACUGGGCUUCUCGUGAUAUUGAAUUGACCGAGGAGGAAAAGCAAGCAAUGCGCCGAAUUAUCGAUGCUGCCAAGCCACACGGAAACAGAUAUGGCCCCGCGCAUCAGGCAAUGGUUGGGCAUUAA